Messenger RNA from Penicillium salamii, 1056 nucleotides. NCBI's taxonomy places the organism in Eukaryota, Fungi, Ascomycota, Eurotiomycetes, Eurotiales, Aspergillaceae. The record is from the annotation of a GenBank genome assembly.
AUGGCGUACAACAAAUCAUACAACCCGGAUGCGCUGCCAGCGCACGCGGAGCCAGAACAAGUCGCCCAGAUGAUCGGUUCAUUGAGUGUAGGAGGCUCCCAAAGCCACUCCAACCACUCCUCCGCACACAGUCAAAGCAUCGCUCAAAAGCCUCUACCCUCACGUCCACCACCAACAGGACCAAGUGGUGUUCCCCCUCGCGUCCCUGUAUCCAGCGCACCGCCACAGAACGCCUACGUCGCCGCGCCUCCACGUCUCGACCCCCAAACACACCACUCCUACAGCGGCCGAUCCCCAUCCACACACCCCCUCCCAAGCCAAACCCACAGCCACAGCCACAGUCAGAGUCACAGCCAAAGCUACAGCCAAAGCCAAAGUCGCCCACACCCUCUCCACCCCUCCCCACCACCCCAAAACUACGGCUUCGGACCACCACCCGCGCACCGCAAUCGGCCAGCGCCUUCAUCGCGCCCGCCCCAAUCUCCCGCCCCUCCACCCUUAACAGCCCCCAGCAAUGACCCGCAACAACUCUUCCCACUUUUCCGCGCAGCCAACUUCUCCCACUCCGGUACUCUGACCGAGAACGAACUGGGCUCCGCCCUGGUCAACGGGGACUAUACCUCCUUCCACCCGCGCACCGUGCGAUUGAUGAUCCGGAUGUUCGAUCGAGACGGCAGUGGGACAAUCAACUUCGACGAAUUCGUUUCACUGUGGCGGUAUCUGGCUGCGUGGCGGGAACUAUUUGAUCGAUUUGACGAAGACCGCAGCGGGCGCAUCAGCAAGGCUGAAUUCGAGAAUGCGCUUGUCGCAUUCGGAUACAGGCUUAGUCCGAAGUUUAUUGGGGUUAUAUUCGGUGUUUUCGAGGCAAAGGGGAAACAAAUGCAUACCUCGAAGGAUCCUGUUCGUCAGGGUAUGAGCUUUGAUUUAUUCGUUCAGGCUUGUAUUAGCUUGAAGCGUAUGACGGAUGUUUUCAAGCGCUACGAUGAAGAUAGGGAUGGUUAUAUUACUUUGAGCUUUGAGGAGGCUUUGACGGAAAUUCUUCUGUUGCAGGAGUAG